Molecule: messenger RNA, 3426 nt
Organism: Ooceraea biroi (clonal raider ant)
Lineage: Eukaryota; Metazoa; Arthropoda; Insecta; Hymenoptera; Formicidae
Product: arginine/serine-rich protein PNISR
Source: RefSeq, a predicted model, not a curated record
GUCCUGCGGGUAUAAAAGCCGCUCCCUCGGGACGUCCGGUGUCAGCAGUUCCUCGGAGCACCGAGCAAGAGCACUUGUCUCAAGAACUUGAAGAGCCCUUCGUAUUCUUCUUGGAGAACUUGGUCGCGGCAGCCUCGGCUUCCUCAAAAUGCGGCGUACGCGUCACGUAGUGCUGCCUGUACGAUCUUGGCAGUACAUCGGACUCCUGAUAGUAUCGUUGGCGUGUCUGACUCUAGGACUGGUGUCUAGAGAUAGGGAGGGACACUCCGGUAGUCUUGCAGGACCUGAACUCUCGCAUCAGGCUCCCCAUGAGGUAGACGCCUGUCCAAAUUUGAACGCUAUCACUAAAAUACUUUCGUGUCCGAUUGCCGAACCAGAAGAACCUACGAAACCGGUUGACGAUCAUAAAACAGGAAUAUCCGAGUUCAGAGUAUUACCCGCGUCUCAAAGAUCCGUAUUCUCACGAUCGUUGAGUCUGGAUCGUUCGUCUAGGAUCGGUUCGCAGGAAAUCAGGGAACAAUCCAGGAACCGAGAUCUAAGAGCAGCCGACAGGCUUUCAAGGACCCGCGUCUCCGACGACGAAACCAACAGACGACUCCGAGAAUCCCGAUCCAGAAUGACUGCACGAUCUCGUGACACUAGAAAUUCAUUUGAUGCUUCUCGCUCGCGGGAUCUACCCAACCGAGCAACCGAUCGCCGUUCUGCCGAGCAAAGAUCGCGAAACCUCCAGAACCGUCUGACUGAUCGCAUGAAUUCCCGUUUCGAAGAUCGUCGAUCACGAUCCACGGAACGACGUGAGGUGAACGAAAUCGAGCGUCGACAAGAUCGGGUGAAACGAUCGAUGGAUUCACGAAAUUCUCUGAGUCUUCAGCGUCGUACCAGCCUUGAUCGUGAUCGUCGGUUACUCUCAAUGGAGCAGCGACUUCCGAGCGAGAUCAAUCGGCAGGAAUCACGUAAAGUUUCGCGUGAACGCCGUGAGUACCGAGAUUUGGCACGCGAUCGUGUAGAUCGCCAAUCCGAGAUGCGCGAACAUAGAUCAAGCCGUCGUGAGGACCGCAGGAAUCUUCUGGAUCGUUCGGCGAGAAUUGCACGAGACGACAUCGAUCGUAACAAUAAUCUGGAUCGCCGAAAUCGGGAACGAUCAAUUGAAGUCCGCCGCGCUCUUCCGCAUCGUGUUGCAGAUCAAGUACGUAAAUCUUCAGUCACUACCAUAGAUUCUCGUAGAGACCUCACUAGGUCCAACAAUCGUCAUUCAGUGUCUCGAUCAGUGGAACGUCUAAACACCAACGAUCUUUCCCGUGAAACGCUUAACAGACAAGUUCGAUCGAUAGAUUCCAAUGAGAAAUCCAGUGAUCGCAGGUUGUCCUCCGAACGUAGAUCUUCGGUCCGUUCCAUGGAACGUCGCGAAAUUAAUCAUUUGGAGCGGCAAAAGGACGAGAAUCGGAGAUCCCUCGAUCGAGCGCGAGUUUUGCCCGCGGAUUCCCACCGAAGGAUCGUAAGCCAACGUGAUUUCCGUGAAAACAGGGCAAGAGAAAAUUCUAGGGCUGGUCUGACACGAUCACGUUAUGAUUUCGAAGAGAUCGCGAGUCGGGAGCAAAGACUUGCCCGAUCAUCCCGUUCGGUUGAUUCUAAUGCGAUAGAUCGACGGGAAUUCGCGAGGAUCCGAGACUCCAGAGAUCACGAACGUAAAGUGCGUGAUUCUUCAGCAGCUCGACGAGAUUUAAGCCUGGAGCGACGAGAGCGGACAAAUCGCUUGCAACGAUCUCGCGAAGAGCGAAGGAUCGUUGCUCAAAAAUCUCGCGAAACUGAACGACGACUGUCCGAGAGAAUUUCGGAAAGAAGAUUUUCUGACCGACGAGUUACUGCGGAUUCUGCGCGACUCGAGUCACGAGGAUUGUCCGAACGAAGGAUCGACGAUAGUUUGCGAUCACGCGAAGGAUCCAGGAUGACAGAUCGGCGUCUGGAACGAAGCCCGGAAUUGCGAAUUUCUCGUGAGAGGAUCCUGGAGAGACGAUUACUCCAUUCUCAAAGAUUCGACCGAAGGAUCGACGACAGCUCAAAAUCGCGCGAAAGAUCCAGAGUAGCAGAUCAACGUGUCGACCGAAGCCGGGAACUGCAAAUUUCUCGUGAGAAGCUUUCGGAGGGACGCAGGCUCGAGAAUCCGAACUCUCGCGAAGGAUCUAGGAUGCAGAAUCGUGUAAGAAUAAACUCCGAAUUACGCAAUUCGAUGCGAAUGAUGGAGCGUAGAGCAAACUCCGGAGUAUUUUCAGAGAACAAAAUCGUUCAUUCAUCGGAAGGAAGAUCGAACGCACGGCAUGAUCUUCACAUUAGAAAUGAGAAGGAACGUGGAAUAGCUCGAUCAGCCGAGACACCUGAUAAAGGAUUCAUCAGGCAACAACGUCAGACAUCGGCGAAUCUGGAUACCACCAAGAAACCAUCCAGACUCAUCUCUCUUCAUCGGGUCGUCGGGGUUUCUCGAACUUCGAAUCAAGUCCGCGAGCAAUCAAAGUUAUCUGCUGAGAGAACACUUGCCAAGAACGCAGAAAAUAAUCGAUUAUCCGCAAGAUGGAAACGAAAUUUACAGGACACCCGCAUCGAUAGGAACGUGGAGAUCUGGACGAAGACCGCUUCAUUAAAGGAUUAUGGAUUUCUCAAAUAUCUUAUGAACUACGAUCUCGUGAAACAAGCUUUCCUCGUGGCACUUUGUACCGUUUACGGGUUUUCCCUUUACAACGGCAAAAAAUCUUACAUUAGUAGCAACAUAGUGCAACGUAUGCAGCGUUUCAUCAUAUGGUAAACAUGAAGAAACAGUCGACUACAACGGCAUUGAAACUUGCUAUUGAAAAUUGCUAUUCUCUGGACCUUCUCUAUCGAUCUCUUUAUCUCUUAUAAAUUAAAGAAUUAAGUUGCAAUAUGUGUACUGCUUCCGUGAAGAUGCUUAGAAUGUUGAUGCUUAGAAUUAACAUCCUUAGAAUGUAUAUAAUGUGUAUCCUAUAGAAAUGCUGUAGAGAUCCUAUAUCUAGUAUGUACCUAAUUGUAAGAGGCUAUAUUUUGUGCGAAUUAAUAUAAUAUUUCUUCUCGCCUAUCAAUACAAAUGUGAAUUAUUUUUUUCUAAUAAUUCCGCAUCUAUUAUACAAAUUCGACUAUUCUACGAUAAAUUGAAAAAAUUCCUCGUCAUUCACGAUGAUACCUCAACGAAAUUUCGGAUCUAUACCCAUAUCCGGAAAUAUUUAUAAACCUUUUAUGUACUUUUUAUAUAGCAUUUUAUGAUUAGAUAAUUUAUAAGUUGCUAUCAAAGAGAGUAUAUCAAAUAUUAAAAAUUAUGUUCACAUUAAGUAUUAAUCUAUUGCUAGAGAGACGUAAUCGUAUGUUUUACUCACAACAUGUAAUAAUUUUCUUUUUAAGAAUAAAAUAUUUAUAAUUAUG